Messenger RNA from Stylophora pistillata, 1734 nucleotides. RefSeq lists its product as uncharacterized. The record is from RefSeq and is a predicted model, not a curated record. Gene Ontology annotation, cellular component: cytoplasm. Gene Ontology annotation, molecular function: glutathione transferase activity. NCBI's taxonomy places the organism in Eukaryota, Metazoa, Cnidaria, Anthozoa, Scleractinia, Pocilloporidae.
CUAUGGGUUUUUAAAUGUUGUCAAAAGCUGGAAUCGGUUUUGAACUUUUUGCAAAGGAUUACACAAAAGAAAGCAAUGGCCGAGCGACUUUUAACAUAUAAUUUGCUAUAAAACCUAGCGGCGUGCAUUAUGGGAUAGGAAUGACUCUGGAAAAUAUACAAGUGACUCUACACGAACGCUACAUAUAUCGUCAUUUGUCACUUUUCAAAUUUCACGAGGACGCGACCCUUAGCCAGAAUACAUUGCUUUGUAAAACAAUGACUGAUAAACCACCGGACUGGUCCACUUUAAUCAACAAGAAAGGGGAAUUUGUCCGUUCGCCGUCAACUUUUCGUGACUGGGUGACAGCUGACGGAUCGAGCGGUUUUCCAGCUGAAGCAAAUCGUUACCACCUUUACGUAUCCCUGGCUUGCCCUUGGGCUCACCGUACAUUGAUUGUGCGGAAGCUCAAAGGGCUUGAAAAUGCUAUAUCCCACACUGUAGUUGACUGGCUCCUUGGUCCCGAAGGGUGGUUAUUCACAGACAGCAAGCCUAAGUGCUCUUUAGAUAAUGUAAACGGAUGUCAAACGCUGCGAAAGGUGUAUCAACUCGCCUCUCCUGAUUACGAAGGCAGAGUUACGGUACCUGUGUUGUGGGACAAACACAAGAAAACGGUCGUCAAUAAUGAAUCCAGCGAGAUUAUUCGGAUGUUCAGUAAGGAAUUCAACGCGUUCUGUACCACAGACGAGCAGAGGAAACUAGAUUUGUACCCAGAGCACCUAAAAGAAAAGAUCGAGGAGCUCAACAGCUGGAUUUAUCCAAACAUCAACAAUGGUGUUUACCGCUCAGGUUUUGCUACAUCUCAAGAAGCAUAUGAUGCUGCAGUUAAAGAUGUCUUCACUCAUCUUGAUAAGGUAGAAAACAUCUUGAGCAAAUCACGUUAUUUGACUGGCAACACCAUCACAGAGGCAGAUGUCCGUCUUUUUACAACUCUUGUUAGAUUUGAUAUGGUCUAUGUUGGACAUUUUAAGUGCAAUAAAAAACGCGUUAUGGACUAUCCAAACAUGUGGGGAUAUCUCCGGGAUUUGUAUCAAACAAGUGGAAUUAGUGAAACUGUGGAUGCUGAACACAUUCAAAAGCAUUAUCAGCAAAGUCACUUGAAGAUCAACCCGUAUGGUAUUGUGGCCAUUGGCCCAGAGCUUGACUUCAACAAGCCACAUGGCCGUCAGUGACGAGCUUCUAGGAGAAUUAUAAUAAACUAUCUUACAUCUCAAUACAUUGUAAGCUUACACAACUAUUGUUAUUUGAAUUUAUCCAUCAGCUCAUGGUUUCCUGUGGGUCCACUUGUUUCAUCUGUAAUACUCUCUUACUGCCUUCUUCAACUCUCUAAAAUGUCAUCAAUUCUAGUUUCAUAACCUUUUGAACAGUAAAAUUGAUCUGCUCUUUUUUCAGUUUUUCUCCUAAAACUCAUUUUACUCUUCUUAAGUGCAACAGAAUCUCAAAUUUUAUUGUUAUUAAACUUUGUAGACCUUUUUGUGCCAAAGGAACCACUAUUUAAAUUGAUAUUUUUGGCAUUUUUUUUGCAAAAAAAAAAAACAAUUUUGGACUCUUGCUAUACCAGUAAGUAUUUAAGCAUUAUUUGUAUCAGUAGUAGUGUAAAGUCAAUUUAAAUGAUUAAGUUAAACCUUGUGAAAUGGGGUAAAUUAUUUAAGCACAUGAAUUUAAAAUAAAAAGAGGGGACCAUUCUUUCUUUUA